Molecule: messenger RNA, 1527 nt
Organism: Phacochoerus africanus (Common warthog)
Lineage: Eukaryota; Metazoa; Chordata; Mammalia; Artiodactyla; Suidae
Gene: SPMIP7
Product: spermatogenesis associated 48
Exons: 9
Coding region: 81-1403 (440 amino acids)
Source: RefSeq, a predicted model, not a curated record
GAAAUAGAAGAGCUUUAUCGAUCAAGGGCAUACCAGAGGCACUUAAUAUAGAGUCAUCCAAAAUUUUGCAGAGGAAGUCCAUGGAUAUGGAUUCACAGCACACACCUGGGAAGAUACGUAUCUCUGAAGGGUCCUUCCUUUCAAGGGCAAAGGCUGUUGAGAAUGUAGAUUACCCUCACCACCGUGAUCUCUUAAGGAAACUGAACAUGCCUUUUGUGAAAGGAGUUGAGGACAGACAUGACUAUGGCAGAAUUGAGAAGAAAUGCAACCCUGCUUUUCUUAAAUUUCACCCUUACCCCCCUUCAGCACUGCCCGACUAUCACUUGCACUAUCCUUAUCCCCCGCCCUAUGGACCGGAUUAUCCGUUAUUCCCCCUUCGGGAUGAUGUACCUUUAGGUGACUCCUGUUCAGGGUUUUUGAGUCCUGGUGGUGAUGCCGACUUAAAGCCUGGCCUUGGCAGAGCCAUUCCAAGCCUGGUGGAUUUCAGUGAUGUGAAACCUCAGCAUCGAGUUCCCAGGCCAGACACGGGAUUUCAGACGACAUUAAAAAGGAAGAACCUUUUAUUCGAAGAACUAAAACAGGACAGGAGAUGGAAUUCGAGGGCAGUACCAGACGUUUCCAUCAGAGCAAGACUUGGAGGUUGGACAAGCCCAGUGAAAGUUACUCCUUUACGAACUCAUCAUGAAGAACAUUCAACACAUCACCCGUAUACAUUUGACGAGGAAGCAACAAGUACAGAUGAUGGAGACACACUCGUGCAACCGAACAAGAAAUACAGUGCAAAAGACUCAUUUUACAAGUCCUCCACGCAAAAGGCUUAUGAAGCAGUUCCUUGGGACAAGAUGCUGCCACCAAAAGUUGAUCCGGAAGAAACAACUGUGGAAAGAGCUGCUGACCCCAUCUCACAGUGUUUUACCCUGAAAAGAUAUGAACGGUUGCCAGCAAUCACUCAGAUGGUUGGUGGACUCUGGGACAGAUUUCAAACAAGAUCUUUCUUGGCACCGGUCAAGCCAGUCAACUUUGUGAGUCCCAGUUCCAGAAGCAAAUACCCUCCUCUCUAUACUGGUUGCGUGCAGUCGACGAACGCAGAGGACAUUGACAACCCCCACGGAGACACCGCCUCUCUCGCCAGGACUCGGAGCUCUGAAGUUCUUUCUGCAAACACAAGCCGCUCUGCCAAUAUUCCAGGAUACACCGGAAAGGUUCAUUUCACGGCCACCCAUCCAGCAAAUUCUAAUAUUCCAUCUACAACCCCCUCGCCAGAUUCGGAAGUGCACCGCGUCUUAUGGAAAGAAAUGGCAGUUGACAUCUUCCGUCACCAGGGGCCGCUGUCUCAAAUGGUCACGACUGUGAAGCCCCACAACCCUUUCGAGAAGAAGGAAAAGGAAACUGUAGGCUCCUGAAAAGGACCUGCCCUCUGACGAGGCCUGAGCCUUGGGGCGGCAGUGUGCACCCUGCGAUGGGAAAUAAAAGAAGUAAGGUGAAAGCCUGUGCCCAGCGUGUGUGUGUGUGUGUGUGUGUGUGUGU